AUGUCAGCAGCAACGACAACCACAGAGUCAGCCACUACGAGCACCGGGUCGGCAACGAAAACAACCGGAACCACCUCUUGUAUUCCAAGACGGAAAACCACCCGUACGCCACCUGCACCGCAGUUGCCGGCUGAGUUUCCUUCAGCCUCUGCAGGACCAAACGACAGAUGUCCAAAAAAUACUGGAAUGGACGAUACUCUCAGAACCAAAUUCUUAGAUAUGCACAAUUAUCGUAGAGCGGAACUUGCGAAAGGAAACGUUGCUAAACGGAACGGGAAUUAUUUACCUCAAUCAUCUGACAUGCAAAGAAUGAGAUACAACUGUGCGCUGGAGAAGGAAGUGAUUGACUAUGUAAGUACCUGCCCUUUAUCCAAAUCAGCUGAAUUCACGCGACCUGAUGUGGGAGAAAAUUUCAUCCGCGUGCCUCAGGAGGGAAUGGCGACGUACUUGCUUGCCGUUGAAAAGGCGGUAACUUUGUGGUGGAAGGUGAUACGCAUUGAAGAGGGUCCUGGUUUGCAAGUUUAUUUCCGACAGAAGCAUGUCGGCACUCCGAUCGAGUCUUUUACACAGAUGGGGUGGUCCACGUCUCGCAAGCUUGGUUGUGCCAUCGCAAAAUGCGGUAGCGAUUAUGUCGCGGUCUGCCGAUAUUCUCCUAGAGGUAAUUAUGUGGAGCAGGUUAUCUACAGAAAAGGAACUCCCUGCACAGCUUGUGCAGCUGGCUCCUGGUGUACGGAAGAUGCACUGUGCACUCUCGAAUGA
Cylicocyclus nassatus is the source of this 759-nucleotide messenger RNA. The record is from the annotation of a GenBank genome assembly. NCBI's taxonomy places the organism in Eukaryota, Metazoa, Nematoda, Chromadorea, Rhabditida, Strongylidae.